AUGGGGCGCUAUCCGAACAGCGGCGGCCCGAUCGCGCGCAGGGUGCCGGAGGGCGACGACAGGCCGCGCCUGGUCUGCGACGCGUGCGGCUUCAUCCGCUACGAAAACCCGAAGAUCGUCGCGGGCUCGGUCGCGACGUGGGAGGGGCGCAUCCUCCUCUGCCGCCGGGCAAUCGAGCCGCAGGCAGGCUUCUGGACCCUGCCGGCGGGCUUCCUGGAGCUGCACGAAGAUCCCGCGCACGGCGCCCGCCGGGAGGCCGAGGAGGAAGCCGGCGCCGAGAUCGUGAUCGACGCGUUGCUCGCGGUCUACACGAUUCCCCGAAUCAGCCUGGUGCAGCUCUUCUACCGGGCGCACCUCGCGCAGCCCGAGAUCGCACCGGGGAUCGAGAGCCUGGAGGUCGGGCUCUUCCGGCCGGAUGAGAUUCCCUGGGACUCGCUCGCGUUCCCGUCGGUGACCUGGGCGCUUCGCCACAAUGCCGAAGCGCCGGACGGCGGCAACUUCGCGCCCUUCACCAAUCCCGUCGGCGACGUCGGCGACUAUCGGCCGGGCAUCCCCGCACGCCGCUGA
Molecule: messenger RNA, 567 nt
Organism: Geodia barretti
Lineage: Eukaryota; Metazoa; Porifera; Demospongiae; Tetractinellida; Geodiidae
Source: the annotation of a GenBank genome assembly